AUGGAGUUGGAGCUCGGCCUUGCACUCCCUGGCAGUGAUCGGACACCGGAGCUGGGUGUCCACGGUGAGAAGAGGGCCAGCUUGUGCAGGAAGAGAGGCGUCGACGAGAUGUUAGCCAAGGCUACUUUGCCUCUGUUCAUCCAGAAGGACAACGACGAGGAUGGCGAUGACGAUAGCAGGCAAUCUAAGCAUUUGCAGGAGCUUAAUUUUAGUGGAAGCAGAGUUCUGGUUGGGUGGCCACCGGUGAAAAUGUGGAGAAGGAAGAGCGAUGACUGCGGCAGGAGGAGGGCGAAUUGCGUGAAGGUGAACAUGGAAGGGGUAGCCAUAGGGAGGAAGGUGGAUCUCUGCCUCCAUGACUCCUAUCAGGCCCUCUUCCUCACGCUAGGCCAGAUGUUUCCCAAGAAACAACAUGAUGGAGAGGAAUCUGAUGCUGCUUAUUAUAAGGUUACCUAUGAGGAUGAAGAUGGAGACUGGAUGCUGGUUGGAGAUGUGCCAUGGGAGUUAAGUGUGCUCAAACACCAACACAAGAAAGCUAAGUAG
This is a messenger RNA of Musa acuminata AAA Group (dessert banana), 540 nucleotides long. Its product is annotated as auxin-responsive protein IAA9-like. Gene Ontology annotation, biological process: regulation of DNA-templated transcription. The record is from RefSeq and is a predicted model, not a curated record. Bases 1 to 540 code for a protein of 179 amino acids. Gene Ontology annotation, molecular function: protein binding. Lineage: Eukaryota; Viridiplantae; Streptophyta; Magnoliopsida; Zingiberales; Musaceae. The transcript is spliced from 3 exons. Gene Ontology annotation, cellular component: nucleus.